Panicum virgatum (switchgrass) is the source of this 608-nucleotide messenger RNA. RefSeq lists its product as uncharacterized. The transcript has a single exon. Bases 174 to 485 code for a protein of 103 amino acids. The record is from RefSeq and is a predicted model, not a curated record. Lineage: Eukaryota; Viridiplantae; Streptophyta; Magnoliopsida; Poales; Poaceae.
CUCGCGCCGCGCUCCAGCUACCUCGAGGAAAGAAACCGAGAGCCCGCGCGCCCGCGCUCGGCGGCGUUCGAUCUCUCGGCUCGAUCAGCCCCGGCCUCGCGGCGUUCGUCCCGUCCCUCCGUCCGCGCGCCGCCGUUCUUGGGAGGAGUUAGUUCUUGCCCGGGCCGGAGGAGAUGGGGAGGAAGUCUGCGCAGAUUGGCAGCCGGUACGGCCGCGUGUGCGAGGAGCUGCUGGAGAUGGGCGCCCGGGUCGCCGUGCGGUCCUACGGGCACUGCCCCCAGACGGGGCGCAUGUACUACAAGCCCCCCUCGACUCCCGCCACCACCGACGGCAGCGGGAACGGGAAGAAGGCCGCGUCUGGAGGGCCCGGUAGUACGUUGGCGGCGGCCGCGGCGGCGGCGGCAGCGAGGAGGCAGCGGCAGGCGGCGUCCAAGGUGGAGUUUCACGGCUCGGAGUUCAUCUUGUACGGCAGCGGGAAGGAUUGACCCGCACUACGCGUCCACGGCGGCGGCAAGGAAGAACCGAGACCUGGUUCCAGAUGAAGAGAUGGUUUUGACGUCCGCAUGAUCAGAGCAGUUCUUGUCUUUGAUUCUUUCUUUCUUUUGUUC